GGCGCACGCUCUCUUUCCUUUCCUCAAACACCUUUCGUGCUACUAAGCUCGGACCAUCCAACAUGAGGGAGACCAUGAGUCCAUGACAUUCCUCAUCGGCGUCCCCGUGCCAGCCAUGCCAGUGGCGAUGGAUCGCAUGCUCCUCCUCGUAAUCUUCCUCCUCCUCUUGUCGACUUGCACGACGACGAUCGUGUCCGCGGGAACCGGCGACGACGCGGGGGCGCUCCUCCGCUUCAAGGCGUCCGUCCGAAAGGACCCUAGGGGCGUGCUCUCGUCUUGGCAAUGGCAGCAGCGGCAGCAGCAAGGGUCGCCCGGCGGUGGUGGUAGUGGUAAUGGCACGUGGUGCAGGUGGUACGGGGUGACGUGCGACGGCGAGGGCCGGGUGGAGCGGCUCGACCUCGCCGGCUGCGGCCUCUCCGGGCGCGCUUCGUUUGCAGCGCUCGCUUCCAUAGACACGCUGCGCCACCUCAACCUCUCCGGCAACGCCCAGCUCCGCGCCGACGCCGCUGGGGACAUUCACGUGCUCCCCCGCGCGCUACGGACGCUCGACCUGUCUGACGGCGGCCUCGCCGGCAGUCUCCCCGCCGACAUGCAGCUGGCGUACUACUACCCCAACCUCACCGACGUCCGCCUCGCACGGAACAACCUCACCGGCGCUCUCCCUCUUAAUCUAAUGUCUCCGCCGAGCACGAUCCAGGUGUUCGACGUCGCCGGGAACAACAUGUCCGGGGACGUCUCCGGCGCGUCGUUCCCCGACACGCUCGUCCUGCUCGACCUCUCCGCCAACCGCUUCACCGGCACGAUCCCGCCGUCCUUCUCUGGCUGCGCCGGCCUCAAGACGCUCAACGUAUCCUACAACGCCCUCGCCGGCGCGAUCCCGGAGUCGAUCGGCGACGUCGCUGGCCUCGAGGUGCUCGACGUUUCGGGGAACCGCCUCACCGGCGCCAUCCCACGCAGCCUCGCCGCGUGCUCGUCGCUGCGGAUCCUCAGAGUCUCGAGCAACAACAUCUCCGGCUCUAUCCCGGAGUCCCUGUCGUCGUGCCGCGCGCUCCAGCUGCUCGACGCGGCCAACAACAACAUCUCCGGCGCGAUCCCGGCCGCGGUGCUCGGGAACCUCACCAAGUUGGAGAUCCUGCUUCUCAGCAACAACUUCAUCUCGGGAUCGCUCCCGAGCACCAUCUCUGCCUGCAACAGCCUCAGGGUCGCCGACUUCAGCAGCAACAAGAUCGCCGGCGCGCUGCCCGCCGAGCUCUGCACGCCCGGCGCGUCGCUGGAGGAGCUCCGGAUGCCGGACAACCUCCUCACCGGCGCGAUCCCUCCCGGGCUGGCCAACUGCUCGCGCCUGCGGGUGAUCGACUUCAGCAUCAACUACCUGCGCGGCGCCAUCCCGCCGGAGCUCGGCAUGCUCCGUGCCCUGGAGCAGCUCGUGACGUGGCUCAACCAGCUAGAAGGCCAGAUCCCCGCGGAGCUCGGGCAAUGCCGGAGCCUCCGCACGCUCAUCCUCAACAACAACUUCAUCGGCGGCGACAUCCCCGUCGAGCUCUUCAACUGCACCGGCCUCGAGUGGAUCUCGCUCACGAGCAACCGGAUCAGCGGCACGAUCAGGCCGGAGUUCGGCCGGCUGUCCCGGCUCGCCGUGCUGCAGCUGGCGAACAAUAGCCUCGUGGGCGACAUCCCCAAGGAGCUCGGCAACUGCAGCAGCCUGAUGUGGCUGGACCUCAACAGCAACAGGCUCACCGGCGUGAUCCCGCACCGCCUCGGCCGGCAGCUCGGGGCGACGCCGCUGAGCGGCAUCCUGUCCGGCAACACGCUGGCGUUCGUCCGCAACGCUGGGAACGCGUGCAAGGGCGUGGGUGGGCUGCUGGAGUUCGCCGGCAUCCGGCCGGAGCGGCUGCUGCAGGUGCCCACCCUCAGGAGCUGCGACUUCACGCGGCUCUACUCCGGCGCGGCGGUGAGCGGGUGGACGCGGUACCAGACGCUGGAGUACCUGGACCUCUCGUACAACAGCCUCGUCGGCGCCAUCCCGGAGGAGCUGGGCGACAUGGUGCUGCUCCAGGUGCUCGACCUGGCGAGGAACAACCUCAGCGGCGAGAUCCCGGCGUCGCUCGGCCGCCUCCACGACCUCGGCGUGUUCGACGUGUCGCACAACCGGCUGCAGGGCAGCAUCCCGGACUCCUUCUCCAACCUCUCCUUCCUCGUGCAGAUCGACGUCUCCGACAACGACCUCGCAGGCGAGAUCCCGCAGCGCGGGCAGCUCAGCACGCUGCCGGCGAGCCAGUACGCCGACAACCCUGGCCUCUGCGGCAUGCCGCUGGUGCCGUGCAGCGACCGGCUGCCGAGGGCGAGCGUCGCGGCCUCCUCCGGCGCUGCAGCUGAAAGUACAAACGCCAGGUGGCCUCUGCCGAGGGCGGCGUGGGCGAACGCCGUGCUCCUGGCCGUGAUGGUCACCGCCGGGCUGGCGUGCGCAGUGUCGAUCUGGGCGGUGGCGGUGCGCGUGCGGCGGCGGGAGGUGCGGGAGGCGCGGAUGCUGAGCAGCCUGCAGGACGGGACGCGGACGGCGACGACGUGGAAGCUGGGCAAGGCGGAGAAGGAGGCGCUGAGCAUCAACGUGGCCACCUUCCAGCGGCAGCUCCGGAAGCUCACCUUCACGCAGCUGAUCGAGGCCACCAACGGCUUCUCGGCGGCCAGCCUGAUCGGCUCCGGCGGGUUCGGCGAGGUGUUCAAGGCGACGCUCAAGGACGGCUCCACGGUCGCCAUCAAGAAGCUGAUCCCGCUGAGCCACCAGGGCGACCGCGAGUUCAUGGCGGAGAUGGAGACGCUGGGCAAGAUCAAGCACCGGAACCUCGUGCCCCUGCUCGGCUACUGCAAGAUCGGCGAGGAGCGGCUCCUCGUCUACGAGUACAUGACCCACGGCAGCCUGGAGGACAUGCUCCACCUCCCGGCCGACGGCGCGCCGGCGCUGACGUGGGAGAAGAGGAAGACGGUGGCGCGCGGGGCGGCCAAGGGGCUCUGCUUCCUGCACCACAACUGCAUCCCGCACAUCAUCCACCGCGACAUGAAGUCCAGCAACGUGCUCCUCGACGGCAUGAUGGAGGCCCGCGUCGCCGACUUCGGCAUGGCCAGGCUCAUCAGCGCGCUCGACACGCACCUCAGCGUCAGCACCCUCGCUGGGACCCCCGGGUACGUGCCGCCGGAGUACUACCAGAGCUUCCGGUGCACCGCCAAGGGCGACGUCUACUCCCUCGGCGUGGUGCUGCUGGAGCUGCUCACCGGGCGGCGGCCCACCGACAAGGAGGACUUCGGGGACACCAACCUCGUCGGCUGGGUCAAGAUGAAGGUCAGGGAGGGCGCCGGCAAGGAGGUCGUGGACCCGGAGCUCGUCGCGGCCGCGGCCGGCGACGACGAGACGGAGAUGAUGAGGUUCCUGGAGAUGGCGCUGCAGUGCGUGGACGACUUCCCGUCGAAGAGGCCCAACAUGCUGCACGUGGUCGCCGUGCUCAGAGAGAUCGACGCGCCGUCGUCGCAGCCUCCAUUACCGGCGGCAGGCGCGUGCAAUGGGCAUGGCCACGACGCGUAGCGACGAGGCCUCCAUGGUUUUUUGUGUUGUAAUUGCUGCUUGUAUGUGUUGCAGUAUGGUGUAUACAAUUGUUGUACGUACGUAGCGUUUUGCCUUGUGUUGGACUAAUAAUAAAGCAGUGUGUUGCUGUUGCAUAUAGACACCUGUUGCGUCAUGUUUUGUCCCCUGAAUUCUGAAGAAAAACCCAAACCUUUGCAAGACAAAUUUUAAUCGGUUGCUA
Triticum aestivum (bread wheat) is the source of this 3797-nucleotide messenger RNA. RefSeq names its product brassinosteroid LRR receptor kinase BRL2-like. NCBI's taxonomy places the organism in Eukaryota, Viridiplantae, Streptophyta, Magnoliopsida, Poales, Poaceae. Bases 83 to 3577 code for a protein of 1164 amino acids. Gene Ontology annotation, molecular function: receptor serine/threonine kinase binding; protein kinase activity; ATP binding. Gene Ontology annotation, biological process: protein phosphorylation. The record is from RefSeq and is a predicted model, not a curated record. The transcript has a single exon.